CAUUUGCUGUUGUGUAACUGAGUCAACUUAGAGACAUUUAUCAGUUAAAAAAAAAAACUGUCAAACACACUGGAUUCAAUGCUCCUGGUCUUGUGAUUUUUGUUUUCUAAAAUGUAUAAAUGAACUAAAUUCAGUUUUGUUAAUGGAAGACAGAGAGGUUGUGUUUAUCCCUCUGAACACAGUUAGUCAUCCUGCUGCCCUCACACCUUUUGUAUUGCUCAGAAAAUUCAACCCUGAAACUAUUGCACCCAAAGAUCACACACACAUACUUAGACCUACACACAAAAUGUGCAAUCGUCUUUCAGUGCAUGCCUUCAGCCGAAGCUGCCAGCUUACAUCAUCUGAGUCUUGUUUGUGUCCCCAGGCAGUGAAGUUGGUCAGCAGGCUUAUUGUGCUGGAAGCCUGAUGACACACAGACCUCCAGCCCAGCAGGGAGCUGCUUCAUUGCACUCAUUUAUUUCUACUUUAUAAUAUUACAGCAAUGACUGCUUGCAGCACUGUUGUGGGGACGUGCAGGAUGAAUUAAGUGUAUUAAGUGUAGCUCACCUCACACCAACAAACCCUGCAGUGUGGAUUAUGAGCCGUGUGUGCAGUGCUGUGCCACCAGUGAGAUGGCUUUCCUUAAGGACAGGAGCAGCAUCCAAUCCACACUUUGGCCAGAAUCACACAAAACCCUUUUAGUCAUCUGCUUGUUUUACUUAAAACCAUUCUACUGAGAGAAACUGUUUUAUUCAGACAAAGUUCCCAUUUAAACAGCACAUAGUCGAGCACUGCGAGGACACCAGUUGUGACCAACUGCACUAAUUUGACACUCUGUGUGCCUGUUUCAGCUUUACAUGUCCUCAACGGUGCAUCUUCAGUCCCUCUCAGGUUACAUGGUGUCCCACAGGACUCAUGUAGCAUGAAGUGACAUUCGUGUGUGGGUGAAACUUUACUUAAGAGGUGUGACAGGACACAGCAGUUAAAUGUACUCCCAACACACUGUACAAGGAGGGACUGGUUGCAUUACUGUUGUGGUUAAUUAAUAUUUGCGUGACCGGUUAGUUCAGCAACAGCACAGAUUGUUCCUAUAGCAACCAGAGUCCAAGCACAUCUGAGGUGUGUCUACACUGCAUCAAAAGAAACGGCACUACACAAUGAAAUGUUGGACAUUUUUGAGGAGAGUCAUGGUUGACUUGAUUAAAAGGCAGAGGGAAAAGAAAAAUUCAGUCAGAAUAUCCUCUGAACAAAGGAGGUUUUUAAUGCAGCCAGACUGGAAUUUGUGCUCCUUGGACUUCAACAUGUUUGUGUUGACAACAGACAGUAGGUCCUUAGUGAGCUCUUCAGAUUCCAUCACAGCCACUAUGUUUUGAAAGUAAACUUCAUUCUCCAGAUCUGAAAUAAUACACGGCAAACACACUGGAGUUUUCUCAUGCCUUAUCCAUUUUCCUCUCCUCUCCUCCUCUUCUUCCUCCUCCUGUGUCCUGAGGUGUUGAGUUAUGAGGCUCCUGAGGAUAAGGAGGACGUGUUUGCCAAAAGAGCCUGUCCUGCUUUUCUGACCUUCACCAACGCUGCCUACCUGGCUGGAGUUACCGUGGAGCUGCCCUGCCUCUGCAAACCACAGCAGGUCCAAACAGUUGUGUGGUUCUUUAGGAAACAUCUGGGCAGCUCAGAGGAGACCAGAGCCCUGACCGAUCACCAUGGCAACAAGCUGCUGGACACCAGUCGGGUCCCUCACAGCAGUGACCUGCGGAGUCGAUUCUCCAUCCGUCUCUUCAGUCUGUUGAUCUUCAGAGCAGGGCCCGAUGACUCUGGUAUCUACAUCUGUGGCUCUGUCCAUAAAGACUUCUACUAUGGUUACGACCUAGACAUCCAGGAGGCACGCAUGCUCAGCUUCACUCCCAGGCUCUCUCCAGAAAGACUGAGCAAGGAACUGAAAGAGAGAAAAGGAAUCAGCUCUGCUCAGCCACAGUAUCGGGUCUUUACCAGCUUCCGGCCGUGGUCGGUGUGCGAUCGAUGCGGAGUGCCAGGGGAGCAGGUCCGUGUGGGACUCUGCUACGUCCAUUCUCACUUCCUCCAUGUACGUUAUAGACGGGCCAAUCAAACAGUCGCUUCAUGUGGAUCAGGGGCGGUGCCCAGGGCUUUCAUCCAUCUGAAGCAAAACAGAGUUGGGGCCAAGUUGGAGGUCAAAAGCUGUCAGGUGACUUGCCCAGCUCAGGACCAGCCCCCCUCCAGACUCCUUGCUCUGAUGGAAUUUCUUGGGUACAGUAGUUCUGCCUCACUGCCAGUGGGGGUACCUGUGUUCUACCUGAAUCACCCAGCAGACCGUGUCCUGACUCUGGGUUGCCCUGGUGCGCGUCCUAACAUGGCUGUGGCCUGGGACCGAGGAUCUGAACCCAUUUACCGAUAUGAAUGCUCAGCAGGUAGUAACAUCGGUGCCACGCCCCGCAGGCUGCUGAUAGACACAGGACACCACCUGGUGUUCAAACCUGCAAAAAGUCAGGACUCAGGUGUCUACUACUGCUGGCUGCAGGGUCGCCAGGCUGCAGAGAUACGUCUACUCGUCUACAUCCAUUUGGGGCGGGGUCAGUCAGUGACAUCACAUCCUGACUUCCCAGCAGCUGUCAGCACUGUGUUAGAAUCAUUUGCUGGCAUGGCGGCUUUGUUUUUCCUGGUGGUGUUGGGCAGAGCUUUUUUCAAAAAUGUGACAGACACUGCAGAAACAGGUGUGGAUUAAACUCUUAAAUUCUUGUAUUGUAGUUAUUCUCAAACACUGAUGAUAUUGAUGAUAUUUGGUAAUAUGUACCAGAGUUGUACUGACAGUUACAAAGACAUCAUAUUAUUUAGUAGACAAAAACACGUCCUAAUGCUAACAUAUAUGACUUGCAUAUAACCCCCUCCCCUUUAUCUUUGGGUCAUGUCCAGGGUUUCCCAUACAUUCAUUUAUUUGUGGCAGCCUGCCACCCACAACAUCAACAUUGACUGCCACAUAUUGAUUUUCUAUUUCAUCAUUCAUUGUUGUGCUGCUUCUCUGUCCUCUGCUCUGCUCUCUACCCUUGUUCCACACACAGAGCGAUCAGCAGAGCAGAGAGGCUGCUGUGGACACAGUGAACCAGGUGAAGGGAAGAUAACUCAAAGAUUACUUGAAUUGAUGACAACUAUACUUGUUACUCUAUAAUAACAAAUAAAGGGCCAGUAAGAACUUCAUCAGACCAUUUGUUCAACAAGCUGUAGGAAAGUGCUCCAUCAGCAGUACCUGCAGGCAGUGAAUCAGUAGCAGCAGAAGGACAGAGGACAGGAGGAACAACUGAGAUGUGAUGAAUGAGGGGCUGAUGAUUUUUCAUCCAUGCAUUGAUUUUGUUUUCUGGUGUGUAAUGAGCGGUACAACCUCUUGGCACCUGCUGGCAUCACUCUAGACUUCCUUCCAUGACUUGAAUCUAGAACAAUUAGUGUUUGAUGAUUUUGAUAAACAAAAGCAUUUGGAUCAGAUCUGAUGUUCAGAAAAUUUUUAGAUUGAAAGCAUGUAAGCACAUCAGAAUCCGUGUUUAGUAUGUAUGUGGUUUCUGCAGUUUUUGACUCUGCUUUCAUACACUGGAAAAUGCUGUUUUUCUCCCCUUUAGUUUGUGUGUGGGGAAACACCCAGGUGUUCCCACCUGCAGACUCUACACCAGCAUGUGAAGUGCUCUCAGGUGCGUAGCUUCUCCCACUAAGAGGCUCGAGAAAGAAAUAGAUCCAGUGAAACAAAAGAAGGAGCCAGUGUGAGAGAACAGAGAAGUAAUGGCACUUAGAUGAAAGAAAAAUGAAAGAUGGGUGUGUUAAUGAAUGUAGGUGAAGAUGGAUGAGCAUGUCCAUAUCUGGCUCAGAAGACAAAGGAAAAUGUACAAUUUCCCCAAUAAUGUAUGUAUGUAAGUAUUUUGUGAAGGUUCAGUUUUUAUUCAUGUUUAAAUUGGCACAGAAAUGUAUUAGCCUUUUUAAAAUGUCUAUUUUUCUAUAUAUCAUAUAUUUUAUAAUGCCAUUACCUUUUAUUAUCUUAUACAUUUCACUUCAACGUAUGUAUAAAAAGAAAUACAUGUGGAAAAAAGAUUUUUUUCACACCUCAACAGACAACAGCCAUGAUGUGCUUGUAAUGAUAGUCACACCCGGUAGUUUGUAGCACCUGCAGGUGUACAAGUGUCUCUUGAAAAUCUUGGUGCUGACGUUGAAGAGUGGCAGAGAGAUGAACAGAAUCUAGUGAGGGGAUAUCUGGGUUCUUGCUGUUAGACAGAGGAGUCAUCAGAUGCGUCCUCAUUAAGGCAUCUUUCCAACCCUGAGAGCCAGAGGGAUGAACACACAGACACUUGUUCUUCACAGCUGUGGCUUCCUCUUCAGUCCCUCUCAUCCCUCUGUUUUUCCUCUGCCACCUUCCCCUCUCCACCCCUCUGCCUCAGCAGCUCUCUAUCGACCUCCAGCAAACAGACUUAAGGUUCACUGACAGACCACAAUUCACAAUAAAGCUCUGGGUGUUUUAAUGGUCACUGUGCUGCUGUGAUUCAUCCAGGGAGGACCAUCAAGCUUUGAGCUUUUUACACCA
Lates calcarifer (barramundi perch) is the source of this 4549-nucleotide messenger RNA. RefSeq names its product Ig-like V-type domain-containing protein FAM187A. The coding region runs from base 1412 to 2716 and encodes 434 amino acids. Lineage: Eukaryota; Metazoa; Chordata; Actinopteri; Centropomidae. The transcript is spliced from 5 exons. The record is from RefSeq and is a predicted model, not a curated record.